GGCGCUAAUGACAUAAUGAUAAUAUACAAAAUAUCUUUUCAGGGAUUGCCGCCAUUUAAGAGCAUCGUGACGUCAUUUCCGUUUUUAGCGAUGACAGUCCUCCAUUACGGAAACUUAUGGGGCUUGUACUUCAUAAUGACUGUUGGGCCUAAGUUCGUAUCCAGUGUUCUUGGUUUCGAACUCUCAGCAGCGGGAAUAAUAUCUGCAUUGCCGUACCUUGCGAGGUUGUUCUCUGCAACUAUCUUUGGAGCUGUCGGCGAUUGUAUACUUUCCAAAAAGUUAAUGACAACAACCGCUAUAAGGAAAUUCUUCUGUUUAUUUUCCCAUAUCCUACCAGGAGUUUUAUUAAUUCUGCUAGUGUACACUGGCUGUUCCACUGCAUUGUCUGUGACCAUGAUAACUAUGUCUAUGGGUUUCAAUGGAGCUGCUACUCUAACCAACCUUCAGAACCAUCAAGAUUUGGCACCAAAUUUCGCUGGAACUUUGUACGGAAUAGCAAACUUCGUGGGUAGCACAGCCGGGUUUUUCACACCGAUGAUCACUGCUUACUUCACAAGGAGCGGGAAUAGUUUCGAUCAAUGGAGGCCAGUAUUCUUCGUGGGCGCAUCCGUUUAUAUCAUAUCGGCAGUAUUCUUUAUAGCUUUUGGCACUGGCAACAUACAGCCGUGGAACUUCGUUGAUGAAGACAAGGAGAAUGAUAAAUCGAAACCGAAUGAUAACAAGGAAAUGAAUGAGAUGACAAUUAAAAACGAAAACUAUCGAGAACGUAAGGAAACGACCUUGAGUGUGAUAACAUAAUUAUGCAGUUCACUAUACUGUAAGAUGUCCAUAUAAA
Papilio polytes (common Mormon) is the source of this 835-nucleotide messenger RNA. RefSeq names its product putative inorganic phosphate cotransporter. Lineage: Eukaryota; Metazoa; Arthropoda; Insecta; Lepidoptera; Papilionidae. Gene Ontology annotation, molecular function: transmembrane transporter activity. The record is from RefSeq and is a predicted model, not a curated record. Bases 16 to 798 code for a protein of 260 amino acids. Gene Ontology annotation, biological process: monoatomic anion transport. Gene Ontology annotation, cellular component: plasma membrane. The transcript is spliced from 2 exons.